Molecule: messenger RNA, 788 nt
Organism: Neocloeon triangulifer
Lineage: Eukaryota; Metazoa; Arthropoda; Insecta; Ephemeroptera; Baetidae
Gene: Vlet
Product: COMM domain-containing protein 10
Exons: 4
Coding region: 137-739 (200 amino acids)
Source: RefSeq, a predicted model, not a curated record
UGCCAUCAGUGAAUUCGGAGAACAAAACUUGGAACAAUCGGAAGUCGGAAGGACAGAAUUAAUUCACUAGACAAACCAAAAUUCUUUAUAAUUAAAAAUCAUUUUAAAAUCAUCUACAUUCCAAUAUCCUACUGUAAUGCUUCCCUCUUUUUCUAAUUCUGCGACCAGAGAUCAGAGCAUAAAAGCAAUCAAUGAAGUGGAAAGUAGCAAAUUUCCAUUGCUUGUGAAUCGACUGGCGCACGGAAUGCAAGUUUCGGACAAGACUGACGUCUUCACGCAAGAGGAAUUAAUAAAAUUGGAAUCGUCUCUCGGAGUGGACGAAAGCGGCUUGAAAUCUCUCCUCGACAGUCUCAACCUGAUUCUCACCCAGGCGGCACUGACGGGUGCAAAUCCUACGGAGUUGAAGGAACAGCUCGGAGGUUAUGGCAUUGCCGAGGAAAAAGCUUUUGCUAUCGUCGAGGUGUGGCAAAGUUCAAGCAAACAAAUCAUUGAGAGUUUGAAGGAGCGACUCGCUAAGCCAACACAAUUGGAUGAUAUCCAAUGGUCUAUUGGAGCUGCGAUUUCUUCAAAAAGCAAAGCUGAACUGAAAUCACCUCACGCCACAAUACAGUUCUCUUUGAAAAAUGAUAAAAAUGAUCAAGAUCAGCAACCAAUCACUGUUCAAAUGAAUCACGAGCAGCUGCUGGACUUGCACCAAAAACUUCAAGGCAUUCAAGACAAACUGGACUCAUUGAAAUAAAAUAAUUUAACUUCUAUUAAUAAAAUCAAUUAAUCGUGUAAAUUGUAAU